CAGAGAUCAUCCCCCGGGUCGCUCUCUCCUUCUCUCUCUCAUUUUCUUGCUCUGUUUUUCUAGAACUAGAGCAUGGCAAUCCUCAUCUUCGCAUUUCUCUUUCUACUAUCAUUCUCUUCACCUUCAGAGGGAGGUGGUUCAGUUGCAGUCAACUAUGGGCGCAUUGCGAAUGAUCUCCCACAACCAGCCCAAGUGGUGGAGCUUCUCAAGGCACAAGGGAUCAAUAAAGUGAAACUUUUCGACGCCGACUCUACGGUCCUCACUGCCCUCGCUAACUCCGGCGUAAGCGUCGUCGUUGCACUUCCUAAUGAACUCCUCUCCUCAGCCGCCGCCACAGAUGGAUCCUUCUCCGAAAAAUGGGUCCAAACUAACAUCGCCCAGUAUCACCCCAGCACUCAAAUCGAAGCCAUUGCCGUUGGCAACGAAGUCUUCGUCGACCCCAAUAACACAACUCAGUUCUUGGUGCCCGCCAUGAACAAUGUUUACAAAUCACUCGUGAAACACAACCUCUCAUCCAUCAAAAUCUCUUCUCCCGUAGCGCUCAGUGCUCUGAAUUCUUCUUACCCACCCUCAGCUGGGGUGUUCAAGCCUGAGUUAAUUGAAACGGUGAUGAAGCCCAUGUUGGAAUUUCUCCGCAAGACCUCAUCGUAUCUCAUGGUUAAUGCGUACCCGUUCUUCGCCUACUCUGCCAACUCCGACGUUAUUUCCCUCGACUACGCUCUCUUCAGGGCCGUGAACGCCAACGUGACCGAUCCUGGUAACGGGUUGAGCUACUCCAGCCUCUUCGAAGCCCAACUCGACGCCGUUUAUGCAGCCAUGUCCAAUAUCCAAUACAACGACAUUCCGGUGGUGGUGACCGAGACUGGCUGGCCUUCCAAGGGCGACGAGAACGAAAUCGGAGCCAGCACAGACAACGCCGCCGCAUACAACGGUAAUCUCAUCAAACGAGUGCUCACCGGCGGUGGCACUCCGUUGCGGCCAAACGAACCACUCAACGUUUACCUAUUUGCGCUGUUCAACGAGAACCAAAAAACAGGUCCCACAUCGGAGAGAAACUAUGGCUUGUUCUAUCCGAACAAAGAGAAGGUUUAUAAUAUUCCAUUAACCAUGGAGGCUUUGAAGGCUCCUGGGUCAACGCCGAAUAACGGUAGCAAGGUUCAGGUGACUUCACCUCCAACGGCUUCCGGAGAAGUAACCACUGCAGCGGUGGGGCAAACGUGGUGCGUGGCGAACGGCGAGGCUGGGGCAGAGAAGUUGCAGGCGGGGCUUGACUACGCUUGCGGAGAGGGCGGGGCUGACUGCCGUCCAAUUCAGAAAGGCUCCACGUGUUAUAAUCCUAACACCCUCGAGGCACACGCUUCGUAUGCCUUCAACAGCUACUAUCAGAAGAACACACGUGGCGCUGGGACGUGUAAUUUUGGUGGUGCGGCACACGUGGUCACGCAAACUCCUAAAUUUGGGAAUUGUGAGUUCCCAACAGGGUACUAGUGAGUUUGGCGAAAUUGAGGUUGGAGGGGAGGCUAUAGCCUCCUUUUCCUUUUUUAUUUUUUUAUAUUUUUUUUUCUUUUUUUAAUUAGUAGUAUAUUUGAUUGGAGCAGCAGUAGGAUAAUAUUUUUUUAUAUGUAUUUAUGAUUAAUUCUAUUGUGGGUAGAUACGGUGGAUUGUCAGCUAGUUGACUGUUGCGUCUUGUAAUUAAAGGUCCGAUGGGUAUUUCUUUAUAUGAUAUUAUAUGGUUCUCCUAA
This is a messenger RNA of Vitis riparia (riverbank grape), 1742 nucleotides long. RefSeq names its product glucan endo-1,3-beta-glucosidase 12-like. The transcript has 3 exons. Gene Ontology annotation, cellular component: plasma membrane. Bases 73 to 1488 code for a protein of 471 amino acids. The record is from RefSeq and is a predicted model, not a curated record. NCBI's taxonomy places the organism in Eukaryota, Viridiplantae, Streptophyta, Magnoliopsida, Vitales, Vitaceae. Gene Ontology annotation, molecular function: hydrolase activity, hydrolyzing O-glycosyl compounds. Gene Ontology annotation, biological process: carbohydrate metabolic process.